Messenger RNA from Trichomycterus rosablanca, 1566 nucleotides. Its product is annotated as sialoadhesin-like. Bases 1 to 1482 code for a protein of 493 amino acids. The record is from RefSeq and is a predicted model, not a curated record. NCBI's taxonomy places the organism in Eukaryota, Metazoa, Chordata, Actinopteri, Siluriformes, Trichomycteridae. The transcript has 9 exons.
AUGCCCCUAGCGUCUCUUGCUGAGAGUGAUUCAUGGAGUGCUGAGGUUCCUGACUCAGUCCUGGGACUGGCUGGUUCAUGUGUGGUCAUUCCCUGCCAGUUUAGACAUCCUGGUGGAAACAAGAUGGCCUCACACCUCACAGGGAUCUGGUUUGCAGAUGAUAGUAAGAAGAUCUACGAUUCAGAGACAUCAAAAAUCAGUAGCGAAUUUCAGGGGCGUACCAGCCUUUUGGGUGACCUAAGUCAUAAUAACUGCUCUCUAAAAAUCAACCAUCUGCGUUCCAGUGAUAAAGGCCCAUUUAUGUUCCGCAUUGAAAUCAAAGACUAUGACCAAUACACCUACCAACGAAAUAAAGUGUCUGUUUCAGUAAAAGAUUCUCCAGACCAGCCUGUUCUGUCUGUGGACGGGGAAAUGAAAUCAGGAAAGAAAAUCACCACUUCUUGUUCAGUCGUUCACUCUUGUCCUUCUGAACCACCCACUCUGACCUGGAGCCACAAAGGAUCUGUUAGCAUCCUUUCACAGCCACAAAACAAGGGCCAGUGGAAAAUGACUUCAUAUCUGAGCUUUAUUCCAUCAAAAUCAGACCACAAUAAAGAUUUGGUUUGUACAGCUUUGUUUCCAGGUAACAAGACUGUAAAAAACAAAAAAACCCUCACUGUCGAAUAUGCUCCACAACAUGUGCAGGUGAUUUCUCAAGCAUCAUUGAGGGAGGGAGACCCUUUAGAGAUGAACUGCUCUGGUGAUGGUUAUCCUGCUCCACACAAAUACCAAUGGUUUACUGAAGCUGGGAUGCUGCUUUCAGAAGGAUACACAUACACACUGAGGAACGUAUCCAGACACAUAGAACCUAUCUACUGCACAGCCGUUAACACAGAGGGACAUGGUAACUCCACACCAAUAAAGCUCAACGUAAUGUAUCCUCCUGAGAUUAAAGUGGGCUCCUCGUGUACCUUGGAGACAUUAAAAACGACCUGUGUCUGCAUAGUAAACUCCGAUCCAGCCAGUGACAUCAAGUGGUGGGCUGCAGACGAGUCCUUGGAGAAGCACAGUAGAACCCAAGAGAGACAUGGUACCGUCACUAUAGCCACGCUGGAGAUGGCACUGGGAUUCUCCGACUCUGUGCACUGCCAUGCCAGUAACAGUCAGGGCAACAACACCAUGAUUUUACAAGUGAGACAGCAUCACGAGACGUUAUUUCACAAUGACAAACUUCUGUACAUUUUAAUUGCGGUAGCUGUAUUUGUUGUGAUGAUCAUUUGCCUCUCUGUAUGGAUAGUAAAAAACUGCAACAGAACCAAACCUCCUGAAGCCCUGAAGACUGAAAUGAAUGUAACCAGCCUGUCUGUUCGAGAAAGAAAAUGCAAAGAUCUCAACACAAACAAUGAUGGAAGUCAGCAUGUGUACAGCAACAGUAAUGUUGAAGAGGAGGAUUAUCCUUAUGAAUGUGCUAAUGAUUGUGAGGCAACUUAUGCUAACAUCUAAAUUCAACAAAUGGGAUGUCAGACAUAUUAGAUAUAGCUGGUUAAACAAAUCAAAAGAACAAAAUUCUUGAUAAAUCAAACUUUA